GUUUCUCUAUUUUAUAUGCAUUAUAAAUAUACCAGCUGGUUCAUUCAGAUUAGUAUCAACUCUGCCUCUUUGAGUUGCAUUUUCAGACCAAAGUAAAUCAGCAACAAAGUUAGGAGAGCCGGAGAGAGUUGGAUAUGGCAUUGGCAUUCAUCGCGAAGUUUGCGAUUUUCAUGUGGUUCUUCCCUGUGUUGAUCUACUGCAAGAUUCAGCAUUACAAGUUUGAUGUGGAGAUCAAGAAUGCAACGAGGCUAUGUUCGAGUAAGCCAAUCGUGACAAUAAACGGGCUCUUCCCGGGUCCAACUAUAUAUGCCAGGGAAGAUGACACAGUGCUCAUUAAAGUUGUCAACCAUGUCACUUACAACAUGAGCAUCCACUGGCAUGGCAUUCGACAGUUAAGGACAGGAUGGGCGGACGGGCCAGCAUACAUAACGCAAUGUCCAAUUCAACCAGGCCAGAGCUAUGUGUACAAUUUCACCAUCACAGGGCAAAGAGGCACACUUUUCUGGCAUGCACAUAUUCUUUGGCUCAGGGCCACUGUUCAUGGAGCUCUUAUAGUGUUGCCGAAAGCUGGCGUGCCUUACCCCUUCCCAGCACCAUAUCAAGAACAUGUCGUUUUAUUAGGGGAGUGGUGGAAAUCAGAUGUUGAAGCUGUGAUUGAUGAAGCGAUGAAAUCAGGAUUUGCACCUAAUGUCUCUGAUGCACAUACUAUUAACGGUCUAUCAGGACCUGUCCCGAACUGCAUGUCACAAGAAGGGUUCACUCUGGAGGUGGAUCACGGAAAGACCUACAUGCUGAGAAUCAUAAAUGCAGCACUCAACGAAGAGCUCUUUUUCAAGAUUGCUAAUCAUAAGUUAACUGUAGUUGAAGUCGAUGCCACGUACGUUAAACCAUUUCAAACAAACACAGUUGUCAUAGCACCAGGGCAAACCACAAAUGUUCUGGUGAAUACCAGCCAUUUAAGUGGAAAAUAUAUGGUUUCUGUUUCUCCAUAUCUGGACACUCCAAUUGCAGUGGACAAUGUGACUGCCUCAGCCACCUUACAUUACUCCGGCACUCCCUCUACUGUGGCCACCACGCUCACUGCCCCGCCCCCAAGAAACGCGACCUUAACUGCUUCAAAAUUUAUCAACUCUCUCAGAAGCCUAAAUUCCCAAGCAUUCCCUUCUAAUGUACCAUUACAGAUUGACCACUCACUUAUGUUCACCGUUGGCCUUGGACUAAACCGCUGUCCAGAUUGUGUUACUGGCCGUAGAGUGGUGGCUUAUUUCAAUAAUGUGACAUUCGUUAUGCCCAAAAUUGAUCUUUUAGAGGCACAUUACUACAAUAUAAGCGGAGUUUUUACUGAUGAUUUCCCUGAGAAGCCACCGAUGCCUUAUGAUUACACCGGAACACAGCCUGAGAAUUUUGCUACAACAGAAGGGACCAGACUUUACAGGCUAGCUUAUAAUUCCACUGUACAAUUAGUUUUGCAAGAUACUGGUAUGAUUGUUCCUGAAGAUCAUCCUAUUCACUUGCACGGGUUCAACUUUUUCGCUGUGGGAAGAGGGAUUGGAAAUUUUGAUCCGGAAAAAGAUCCAAAGAAGUUCAAUCUAGUUGAUCCUGUUGAACGGAACACUAUUGGAGUCCCUUCUGGUGGAUGGAGCGCUAUACGAUUCAGAGCAGACAAUCCAGGUGUUUGGUUUAUGCAUUGUCACUUAGAAGUACACACAACAUGGGGACUAAAGAUGGCAUUUGUAGUAGACAACGGGAAAGGCCCCGACGAGUCCCUGAUCCCGCCUCCUGCUGAUCUUCCCUUGUGUUAAAUGAGAAUGUUGCAGGCUAUGAGAAUUUGUAAAAAGGGGUAAAUCCAACUGCUCGAGUUCUUUUGAGCAAGGGAAAUGAGAUUUCUCAGAAAAACUCAUAUCGCGUUUUCAAUAUGGAAAUCUUGAUGAAUACUUGAUCAUGAUUGUCUGUAAUUGCUGAAUUUUUUCCUACAUUCUAUUUGUUUUGAUUAUAUUUUGUUCUGGCUGUACUGCUUUGCCCUGAUAUGUAUAUAUAUAUGGAUAUGAUUGAGGUCU
This is a messenger RNA of Daucus carota subsp. sativus, 2057 nucleotides long. RefSeq names its product laccase-4. The record is from RefSeq and is a predicted model, not a curated record. Gene Ontology annotation, molecular function: copper ion binding; hydroquinone:oxygen oxidoreductase activity. Lineage: Eukaryota; Viridiplantae; Streptophyta; Magnoliopsida; Apiales; Apiaceae. The transcript has 6 exons. The coding region runs from base 135 to 1802 and encodes 555 amino acids. Gene Ontology annotation, biological process: lignin catabolic process. Gene Ontology annotation, cellular component: apoplast.